UACCCAAUCGAAUCCAGCUCACCCUAAUUCAAUCAUCGGAACACCAAUUGUGAGGCGCAUUCCGAAUUCAAGCUCUCUGUGUCGGUGAUCGUUCCCAAUUCGCAAGCUCUCGCGGCAACCUCGAGCAAUGGUGGGCAAGAGCUUCUUUUCGGGUUCCCAUCGAUCGCCAUCCUUCUUCCGAUCUGUGAUCCUUCUCGCCUCCCUCUCCCUCAUAGCCGUCAUCAUCAUCUCCUUUUCCUCCUCGUCUUCUCGAUGCCCUCCUCUCCUUCCCAACACUGACCAUAACCCUAACCCUAAUCCCUCUCCCCCAAUCUACUCGUUUGUUGAAUCUCUUGACAAGUUCCUCGCUUCCAGGCGCCAGGCUACGGAUCGCACUGAUUCCGUCGCUUCUGUGGAGGAUCUCGAUAAUUCGAUCUGGUCGAGAGAGAUGGAGCGGCUGCAAGGGAGCAGGUCUUCAGAUCUAUGGCCUGGGAUCUCGUCGGUGAUUAGGGUGUAUGUGUAUGAGAUGCCUUCCAAGUUUACCUACGAUCUUCUUUCAUUGUUCCGGAACACAUACCGGGAGACCGCUAACCUCACCUCCAAUGGCAGCCCCGUUCAUCGCUUAAUCAAGCAGCAUUCUAUCGACUACUGGCUAUGGGCAGAUUUGAUUGCUCCAGAAUCACAAAGGCUGUUGAAAAAUGUCAUUAGGGUUCACCGACAAGAAGAGGCGGAUUUCUUCUAUAUUCCAUUUUUCACAACCAUUAGCUACUUCUUGUUGGAGAAACAACAAUGCAAGGCACUUUACAGGGAAGCUUUAAAGUGGGUAACUGACCAACCUGCCUGGCAACGCUCUGGGGGAAGGGAUCACAUACUUCCAGUUCAUCACCCUUGGUCUUUCAAGUCAGUUCGCAGGUUUAUGAAAAAGGCUAUUUGGCUUCUUCCUGAUAUGGACUCCACUGGGAACUGGUAUAAACCAGGGGAGGUUUGGCUAGAGAAAGACCUUAUCCUUCCAUAUGUUGCAAAUCUUGAUGCUUGUGAUGCAAAGUGUGUAUCAGAAAAUCAACCUAGAAGAAAAACAUUACUCUUCUUUCGAGGAAGGCUUAAAAGAAAUGCUGGUGGGAAAAUCCGAAGUAAGCUUGUACAAGUAUUACAUGAUGCUGAGGGUGUUGUCAUUGAAGAGGGAAGCAUUGGAAUAGCUGGUAAAGAAGUUGCCCAACAUGGCAUGCUCAGUUCAAUCUUUUGUUUGAGCCCUGCUGGGGACACUCCCUCUUCUGCUAGACUGUUUGAUGCAAUUGUGAGUGGCUGUAUCCCUGUCAUAGUUAGUGAUGAAUUGGAGCUCCCGUUUGAAGGAAUACUUGAUUAUCGGAAGAUUGCAUUGUUUGUUUCAUCAACUGACGCUGUACAACCAGGUUGGCUUGUGAAUUUCUUAAGGAGCAUUGGUUCUAAGCAGAUCAAGAGCAUGCAGGACAAUCUUCUUAAGUACUCGAGGCAUUUCUUGUAUUCAAGUCCUGCACUACCUCUUGGACCGGAGGAUCUGACAUGGAGGAUGAUUGCUGGCAAAUUACUGAACAUUAAGUUGCAUAUAAGGCGGUCUCAACAUUUGGUUGAAGGAUCGAGAAACAUAUGUACUUGUGAAUGCAGGCACUCUAACACUACCAGAGCAUCAUGAUCGGUAUUCUCAUUUUGCCUGUUCGAAUGUAAAAUGCCAUUUUUUUUGUCAGUUGCUUUUACAUCUUCAGACAUACUGCAGCAGGCUGUAUUAUGAAAUCUUGUUAGCACUGAUGCAUGUAAUAGUUCGUUGGACAACGGUUUGCUUAAUA
Dioscorea cayenensis subsp. rotundata (Guinea yam) is the source of this 1799-nucleotide messenger RNA. RefSeq names its product probable arabinosyltransferase ARAD1. The coding region runs from base 128 to 1648 and encodes 506 amino acids. The transcript has 9 exons. Gene Ontology annotation, molecular function: glycosyltransferase activity. The record is from RefSeq and is a predicted model, not a curated record. Lineage: Eukaryota; Viridiplantae; Streptophyta; Magnoliopsida; Dioscoreales; Dioscoreaceae.